This is a messenger RNA of Moneuplotes crassus, 978 nucleotides long. NCBI's taxonomy places the organism in Eukaryota, Ciliophora, Spirotrichea, Euplotida, Euplotidae. The record is from the annotation of a GenBank genome assembly.
AUGCAUCAAAGACCAAAUACUGAAGGCGAAGGCGACAAGGACAAGGACAAGCAAGUGCUCGUUGAUGAAGAGGGAGAAACUCUCCUUGAUGUUAACCCUAUGAAGAAGAAGUGUAAAGAAUGUAAAAUAGAAGUGGUAACAUAUGUUGAGCAUGAACUCUCUGCAUAUUUUUAUCUCUUCCUACUCGUGUCACUGUUUUUGUUUGGGUGGACCUUCAUCUUCCUGCUACCUUUUGCUUAUCUGUUACUUCAAAAUGUAGUGCACAGGUGUUCGCAAUGCCUCAAUGAGAUAGGCACGAGACAUAUGUUCGGACUCCCUGACUUUAGUCAGGAUAUCCUAACAUUGAGGCUGGGAAAGUCCAUGAUUAUUGUCGUGCAAAGAAAGAUAGGGAUUGCCAUCAUCUCUGUUUUUAUGCUAAUCUUCCUUUAUUUCUCAUGGUUCUACAACUUCGGAGCUCUCGAAGUCACCAAUGACUCUAAGGAGUCCAUAGAGAUUGCAGCUGGGUGGGAGGAAUUCCAUGAGGACUGAGGCUCGAAUGUGAUCCUCUCCAACGGUGUCCGCGCCAAUGAGAUUUACCAUAAUAAGUAUCAUAAGAAUAUAGUCAAUUGGUCCGGCUACUUUAUUGAUUACAGGAAGUCUCAAGCGAUCACUUUUGGGGAGAACUCUCAUUCAAUUAACAUCUUGAUUAAGAUGGAGCCUUCAGAGACAGAGACUGAGCCGGACAUCGUCCUUUCCAUCUCUGGGAACAUUGCUAAGGCCCAUCAAAGCCUCAUUCAAUCGUUGGAAAAAGGCGAUGAGAUCAACUUUCAGGCUAAAUUUAUGGCUCUAGGGGACGAGAUAAGGGUCAACCAUCUCCACGCGAUUACUCUGACUAAGACAGGUCUAAAUAAGCAGUUGCCGGAUAUAAUAAUCAAUGAGAGUGGGCUUCCUAGCCCUGUACCAGAGAAUUCAAGUUCCUCAUCAAGCGAUAAUAAUUAG